CUUCCCUCACUCUUCUUGCCAGCCUCAUGGCUGGAGAAGUACAGACCUGAGAUGAUGGCUCCAUCAUAACCCCAGCCAUGGGGUAAUUUAAGGAACUGCAGUCUUGGGAGAUUGAAACAUCUAUCUCCAAGCAUGGGCUCUCUGUGUAGUAACGGGAGUGGUUGCUGUGAUAUCGAAAUUGAAAGAGUCUACGUAGUCCAAGAACUACCACCACCAGAAACAGAAAAGAAACCAAAAAAGAAAAAAAAGUCAAUUCUUCCAUCCCUUCCAAAGGUGCCAUCACGCCACAAGCCUCCAUGUGACAAAGACCUGAAGGCCAGAAAGAUCCAGGCCUGGUGGCGAGGCACACUGGUGCGGCGCACACUGCUGAAGGCCGCCCUCAGUGCGUGGACCAUCCAGUGCUGGUGGAGAAAGACGCUGGCCGAGAGGUUGGAGAAGAGACGAAUGGAGGCUCUGCACUGGAUGGCACAAGAAGCAAGGGCCUGUGUCACUAUUCAGUCCUGGAUUCGAAUGCUGCAAAUCCGCCAGCAAUAUUGGCGUCUGCGUUAUGCUACCCACAUCAUCCAGGUGUCGUGGCGCUGGUAUAACUGCCAUACCCGUGGCAUUUUUGAGGGUAGCUAUGAGCUUACAGGGAACCAACUAAGUCUUCAGCUUGACAUCUUCCUGGGAUCACAGGUGUGUCGUAUAUCAGACUGCAUACCCUUGGCAAUAAAGAACUGAUCAGGUCUUCUAA
This is a messenger RNA of Mesocricetus auratus (golden hamster), 733 nucleotides long. RefSeq names its product IQ domain-containing protein F5-like. NCBI's taxonomy places the organism in Eukaryota, Metazoa, Chordata, Mammalia, Rodentia, Cricetidae. Gene Ontology annotation, molecular function: calmodulin binding. The record is from RefSeq and is a predicted model, not a curated record. Bases 133 to 720 code for a protein of 195 amino acids. The transcript is spliced from 3 exons.